Molecule: messenger RNA, 366 nt
Organism: Staurois parvus
Lineage: Eukaryota; Metazoa; Chordata; Amphibia; Anura; Ranidae
Source: the annotation of a GenBank genome assembly
GUAUAUAUAAUGUGACAGUGUGAAAGGAUAUUUCACCCGGGAUUCUCAACAAGGCAGGUUGAGGGACUCCAGGGUACUUGUUUAAUGCAGAGGAAACUGGCUUUUCACUUUCCUCAUUUGGUUGUAAAGUCCAUUUUGGGACCUGGAGCCUGAAGAUUUCAAACUGAUUUGGGAGGGAUGAAAUCUCCAAUCCUUGGACCAGGUUUUGGGAAUGGCCAGGAGACUGAUUGGUCAGGUGUGUGUGUGCUUCUUCUAGAGUCAGGACCAGGGUUCUGGGCUCCACCUUCCCGAGAUGUCCAUGUGGGUGCAAGGGAGCAGCCACAAGUGUGCAGGGUGGCACAGAGAUGUCUGAGAGCAGACAGGGUC